CCGACCCGUCCGUCUUAUGAGACCUCUAGGGUUUUGACCCUCCCCUCAUUAUAAAUAGCAUCUUCUAACCAGUCCGCUCCACCUCUACAGAUUUUGGCGACUGCUAGCUAGGGCUUCUUCUUCUCUCUCGCAAUCAUGGGGCACUCCAACGUCUGGAACUCUCACCCUAAGAGCUACGGCCCUGGAUCCCGCACCUGCCGCGUGUGUGGAAACCCCCACGGUCUGAUCCGCAAGUACGGGCUCAUGUGCUGCAGGCAGUGCUUCCGCAGCAACGCCAAGGAGAUUGGAUUCAUCAAGUACCGUUAAGAGCUUGAGCUUGUUGAUCUUGGAUGGACUAGUAUGCCGUAGCAAUGCUUCUGUCGUUUCAGUGUAGUGGCUUUUGCGCUUUGAUGAACUCUUGAGAAGAUGUUUUUGUUUAAUCUACUUUUGAACUGUCAAGUCAAUUGUUGAACUGUGAUUGUUAUGGAAUUAAUGACUUAAACUUACUCUUCUC
Fragaria vesca subsp. vesca is the source of this 493-nucleotide messenger RNA. Its product is annotated as 40S ribosomal protein S29-like. Gene Ontology annotation, cellular component: cytosolic small ribosomal subunit; ribosome. The record is from RefSeq and is a predicted model, not a curated record. Gene Ontology annotation, biological process: translation. Bases 136 to 306 code for a protein of 56 amino acids. NCBI's taxonomy places the organism in Eukaryota, Viridiplantae, Streptophyta, Magnoliopsida, Rosales, Rosaceae. Gene Ontology annotation, molecular function: structural constituent of ribosome; zinc ion binding. The transcript is spliced from 3 exons.